Molecule: messenger RNA, 4701 nt
Organism: Lytechinus pictus (painted urchin)
Lineage: Eukaryota; Metazoa; Echinodermata; Echinoidea; Temnopleuroida; Toxopneustidae
Product: persulfide dioxygenase ETHE1, mitochondrial-like
Exons: 7
Coding region: 568-1614 (348 amino acids)
Biological process (GO): glutathione metabolic process; hydrogen sulfide metabolic process
Cellular component (GO): mitochondrion
Molecular function (GO): sulfur dioxygenase activity
Source: RefSeq, a predicted model, not a curated record
AGACCCGGCCAUUGUAAAACAUGAUUCUGAUUCACGAGUUUCGGUCAGGGUCUUCAGAUCACUUAGGAACCCGGCCAGGGGUUUUACUUGAAUUUUUCAAGUUCAAUGAUAAAGUAUGCAUGCACGUUCGUUGAUCCCGGCUUCGGCCACACCUCUCGACACACCCCCACAUGAACUUGAACACGUGCUUGCAAGCGCUACAUCAAGCCUGCCCCUGGGCUGCUGUGCGACUUACGGUACCGUACCUUGCGAGAUUUUUUUUCCCCGUACCGCGACACAAGGUUCAAAGGGCACUUUUGCUGCUGUAUAUGUGUACCGCCAGGCUCCGGCCGGCCUCGAUCCCGAUCCUGCGCUAGUGUACAACAGGGCGAGCUAGGAACAGCAGCGGCAUAAGGAAUUUAAAGAUAAGCUGCCAAAGGCAAGGGCAAAGCGAUAAGUUACGCAAAACCUGAACAAGUGGGGUUACAUUGCGUGUAAUCUAAAGUUAUACCGGGUAUUGUUGUUAUUGUGCCUGACCUGCUGUAUUGACUAUUUUCAGAUGAAAUAAUUGCAUGUAUUGACGUCGUCAUGUCUUCGUAUUCUUCGGGGAUACGCUUAUCAAAACUCACUACAGAGUUGAUAUCGGCAGGCCUUAACCUUCGGACUGCUGGGACGUCUUCCAUCUCCAGAUGCUGCAACACCGCGGCGGGUUGUGUCAUUUAUUCUCAACGUCGACUACUUCAUAAUGCACCUCACACAAAAUAUGCAGCUCUUUCAACAUGUCACCCGAGUGGAUCCCAUAGACUUGCAAAAUUUAAAUCUAAUCAAGGAUGGAAUAAUCCUAACCCUUCAUGUAAUAUGAUUAACCUUGUGAGGAACAUGUCUUCUGAUAGUGAUAUUCUUCCUGAUCCUUCCAAUCUUAUUUUUCGGCAGCUUUUUGACUACCAGUCCUACACAUACACAUAUCUACUUGGAGACAAGGAUACUAAGGAUGCAAUUCUUAUUGACCCUGUCAUUGAACUUGUCAAGAGAGACUUGCACCUUGUAGAAGAUCUUGGGCUUAAUCUUAUUUAUGCGAUUAAUACCCACUGCCAUGCUGAUCACAUAACUGGAACAGGUUUGAUCAAAGAGAAGAUACCAGGCUGUAAAAGCAUUAUCAGUCAGAAGAGUGGGGCCAAGGCAGACCUCUACAUUGAUGAGGGUGAUCAGAUCAAGUUUGGAAAUUUGGCUUUAGAUGUGCGUUCUACCCCUGGCCAUACAUCUGGGUGUGUCACCUAUGUAUUGCGCAAUGAGACAGGGACACCUGUAAUGGCUUUUACUGGAGAUGCCAUCCUCAUCAGAGGAUGUGGCAGGACAGAUUUCCAGGAAGGUGAUUCUGGGACACUCUAUGACUCUGUUCAUGGAAAGAUUCUCUCAUUACCCCCUUCAACAAGAUUGCUGCCAGCCCAUGACUACACAGGGCAGACAAUGACAACGGUGAAAGAAGAAUUGCAGUUUAAUCCGAGAUUAACCAAGACGAAAGAAGAGUUCAUUAAAAUCAUGCAUGAGCUUAACCUCCCCUACCCAAAAGCAAUAGACAAAGCACUUCCUGCCAACUUGGUCUGUGGUGUCGUUGGGGAGGGAUAUGACAUGUGAGAAGAUGGAGACAUGUCAGAUCAAACUUUGUACAUGUAUCCAUCGAUAUUGAAGACAAAGAUGACUUCUAAAAAGAUAAAUGGUUUUUAGAUUAAAUUUGGAUCAUGGAUGUAAGAAUCAAUGUGCAAGGCGAUAUAUAAAAUAUACAAACAUGUUUCUGGAAAAGAAGUAGGAUCCGACUCUCUUCUGCUGCUUCAUACAUCAUUACACAUUUAUAUGAUGUAAAAAGUAUAUGCGACUGUAUUUCUUGCAUUUACCAUCCAAGUGCUUCCUCAUUUACAGUAUUCUGUAUUUUUUGGAAGUUCAGAUGAUCAUCGUAAUUGACACUUUGAUCAAAAUUGAAAUUGGGAGAAUUUGUAAAGUAAUUGUUGCUCCUCUCUAUCCACUUAAUUCCUUCUUUGUUAAUAAUCAUAAUUUAUACUUGGGUUUUAUGAUUAAAGAAAGCAGCAAGGUUUAUCUCUUUAUAGGAAUCAAGAAUACAUGAAUGUCAACUUUAUGCCUUGACUUUAGAUGGGGUAAUUGGAAUAAGCUCAGUAUACAAUUUUCUGGGUGAUGGUACUACAUUAAUGCAUAUUCAUUUAAUUUUGAGUAUUCAAUUGUUUUGUGGAGAAUUUUUCAGCUCAGAUGGUUUGAUAAAUGGCUAUCUAUCUGAAAAGCACAUUUUAAAAAGCUUAUUACCAUUUUCCCCUUCGUUUGUGAAAAGUAAUCCCCCUUAUGAUGUGAUAACCUUUUCUUUUUGCCUGCCGGCUAAUAAAAAAAAAAUCCCCUUAUUUAUUCAUUUUUUUUUCACUUGUGAAAGAAAAUUGUUUAUGUCACCCCUCUCUGACAAAAACCUUGAAUUGCCCAUAAUAAUUACAUUACAGUGAGGAAGAAAAGUAAUGGUUGUGAGCUUAUGUGCCGUCUUUUUGUCUCAAAAUGGUCCUUAAUAUAAAAGUGACAUGUAUAUGUAGUGUGUCGCUCAUUAUCACGUAAUCCAUCAGUCAAUAUUCAAUUACGUGCCAUUGUGAUGCAACAUUAAAUAAGUUGAAUUCUCAGAUCAUAUAUAUGAUGAAGUUUAUCUCUACGUGCAGAGUACAAAGAGAUCAAAGGUAGGAAUAACAAAAAAAAAAAAAAAAAACCUGACAGGAAAAAAACAGAAAUAUGAAACCUGUUUUCCUUGCACAUUGUGGAUAAUGAAUAUGUUCUCACCGUGUUUUUGCAUAUAUAGUUCCUGUAUAUUUGGCUGAGUCUUUACAAUUGAAUAGUGCAUUCUAAAUUGAUUCUCAAUUUUAUGUUCCCAUUUCCGCAACUCUUCAAUUUUUCAUUUAUUUUCAUUUUCUAAAUCUGAUUUAUUUAUCAAUUUUAAUUAUUUUUCAUUUAUCUACUAUAUUGGGGAGGAAAGGGAGUGUGUAUAAUACUCAGUCUGUUUACAGAUCUACUGGCAGAUAUUUAGAAGAUAUAAACAUCAGUUGUAUGUUGUAUGAUAAAGUAAUUAAUUUUGUGAUAAAAUGUGAAUGUUUUGCAUAAAUCUUUAAAAUAUUUUUGUGAAGAACUUUGUACAUUUCAUAACUGAUUGCUGCCCUCUGGAAGGAGGAUAAUCUAAAGUCACUUCACCUUAGUCCAGUUACUGUAUGUGCCAUAUGAGCCGGCAUUCAAGGUUUGUGAUAUGAAAAUUAACCAGUUAUUUUGUAUGGUUUAUUUCCAAUUCGUCUAACGCCAAUUCGUCCGUUUUCCAACUCGUCUACUUUCAUUUGGUCUACCAUCAGGGGUGCGUUUCAUCAAUAUUUACAUCCGACAAGUUGUCAGAUCUGACAUCUUUCCAUGAUUUUGAUUGGCUGAGAGGCACUGUUCCUAUGGUAACUGUCGGAUAAAAUGGGACUUGUCGGAUAAAACGUCCGACAAGUCCUUUCAUGAAACGCCCCCCAGUUUGUCCACUCACCACAUGGUCUUCUUUUAUUCAGUCUAAUGCCAUUCUGUCUAAUAACCAGUUGGUCCAAUAGCAAGUUAGUCCAUAUACCAUUCGGUCUAAUUAAACUAACGUGUAAAUUGUGCAAAAUGAAUGAAAAGAAAAUGGGUAUUAGACCAACUGGUUAUUAGACGAACUGGUGACUAGACGAAGUGAUGAAUGGACCAAAUGGUUGUAAGACUAAAUGUCGAUGGACGGAAUGGCAUUAGACUAAAUGAAGGUAGAACUUUUUUAUUUCCUUGUUCCAUGUUUACUGUAUCAUGCUCUAAAAUAUUUCUGUAUUCUGUCAUGAUAAUACUGGCCUGUUACAUAGUAUAUAUUGUAUUACAAUCAACUGUUCACAUCAGUGAUACCAAGUGCCAUUAUGGGUAUAUGCCUUUGGUCUAUGUAAACAUACAUGCACAACAGUAUAAUUACUUAAGAUCUGCAUGAUCAAGUCUAUGAAAAGAUUCUGUAGAAUAAGGAACCACAUGCAACAGUAAAUUUGUACCGUUAAUUGUGAUAAUACUGCACUUUUUCCUGGCCAAAACAAGAUUUAGUUUUAGGACAAUUCUGGUUAUAAGAUGUUAAUUAGAGUUUGCCAAUCAUUUGUGGAUGUUGCACAAUUUCUGAAACAUUUCCAAUACAAUACAUGGACUAAUGCUUCACCCUGGCAUUGGAAUAACCUGGAAGAGAUCAGUCUUAGAUAUAUUGUAAACGGUUAUUGUAGAUGACAAAAUUUGCUCAGUUUAAAAGCUAAAGUUUUGUGAUAUACAUGUACAAAUGUGGUAUUUCACAUGAUAAAAUCAUGAUCCCCUUUAUAUAUAUAUAUAUACAUGUAUGUAUAGUCUUCCUGAUUUUUAUUUUUUACUUCAUAGGCUAAUGAUUUUUGUAUCAUGAAUAGUGUGGUAUGAUAGAAUUUGCAAUAUCAAUAAAGGCCAAAAGGGUAUAUUUGUACUUAGUACUCUUUCAUGAUAAAAUGUAUAUGUUGACUGUUAAUGAUAAGAUCAUUUAUAAAGGUCAUUUAUAUUUCUUGUAAUAUGAAAGAGGUUUUACUUGCUGUACCAUCGAGUAAAUCUGAAUACUGUUUAAUGAAUACUUAUAAUCGGAAGGUUUGAUGCAUUUUGGUGUUCAUGAAUAAAAUAAUUUUUUAAUAAAUGGAA